Rhizophagus irregularis DAOM 181602=DAOM 197198 is the source of this 372-nucleotide messenger RNA. RefSeq lists its product as uncharacterized. NCBI's taxonomy places the organism in Eukaryota, Fungi, Glomeromycota, Glomeromycetes, Glomerales, Glomeraceae. The record is from RefSeq and is a predicted model, not a curated record.
AUGGAAGAAGAAAUGGGGAAAGGACUUCAAAUAAAAAGUCAAGACGAGCUAAUAGACGAAGAGGGUUUGUAUAGAAAGAGAAUAGGAUUAAACAAAUUCAAGGUGCCAAUACCAUCCAAAUCGGAGGACAAAUUUGUUGACGCCAGAUCCGAUCCUAUUUCAACAAUACCAAGAACCCAAGAAGAACAUGAAGAGCUCGAUAAACUAAACGAAUAUUUUAGCGAAAGACUAUAUGUUGUGAAUAAGAAGACAAGCUUGCCUACGGAGAAGAAAGAAGAAGGGAAAACUGUUGAAGGCAAAGACGAAAUUAACACGAAUAAGAAACGCGUAGUGACAACGCAGGGACAAAGGGAAGAUUCGGAUAAUGAAUAA